Molecule: messenger RNA, 978 nt
Organism: Gastrolobium bilobum
Lineage: Eukaryota; Viridiplantae; Streptophyta; Magnoliopsida; Fabales; Fabaceae
Product: zinc finger protein ZAT9-like
Exons: 1
Coding region: 1-951 (316 amino acids)
Biological process (GO): regulation of DNA-templated transcription
Source: RefSeq, a predicted model, not a curated record
AUGGAGAGGCACAAAUGCAAGCUUUGCUUCAGGACAUUCGCCAAUGGCAGAGCACUAGGUGGCCACAUGAAGGCUCACAUGGCCACCCUUCCCCUUCCUCCGAAGCCUGAACCUCUCUAUGAUGAUUCUGCUUCCUUGUCGUUUUCGUCCUCAGAAGACGAAGAACAAGAAGAAGCACUGUCACACAGAGAAUCGGAUGAAAAGGCUCUGAUUUAUGGGUUGAGAGAGAAUCCCAAGAAAAGUUUCAGGCUUGCAGAUCCUGAGUUUUCUUUCCCAACUGAUACUGGUGGUUCUGUUGUUGUCCAAGACAGAGAGAGCGAGACCGAGUCAAAGAACCCAACUCGCAGACGAUCCAAGCGAACCCGAAAAAUCAAUCUCGGCCAGAAUUUGGAACCCAAGAAGGCUAAACUGAGUUUCAUGGAGUCACCACCACCACCACCACCGAUGGAGCCUGAACCGGUGAGUUCUGUUUCUGACGCUUCCCCAGAUGAAGAUGUUGCCAUGUGCCUCAUGAUGUUGUCGAGGGACCAAUGGAAGAGGAAGAGGAAUAUUGUGGAAGAAGAAGAAGAAGAAGAAGUUCAGAGAUCAGUUGAAAAGUCAAAGGGAUUGGAAGAGGUAAAGUUAAGAAGAAUUAAGGGGAAGCAGCAGUGUCAGAAAUGUGGGAAAACAUUUCGAUCUUCUCGGGCAUUGGGAAGUCACAAAAGCAUAUGUCUUCGUGAUGAAGCAGAGGCUGCAAGUGCAGGUAAUGAUAAAAUCUUUGAAUGCCCAUUUUGUUAUAAGGUGUUUGGGUCAGGUCAAGCACUUGGUGGCCACAAGAGAUCUCACAUCGUUGCAUCUUCAUCCUCAACUGCCAAUGAUUCUACUAGAUUGAAAAAGAGCUUUAUAGAUCUCAACUUGCCAGCUCCAGCAGAAGAUUAUGAUGAUGACCUUAGUGCUGUUUCUGAUGCCUAAUUUGCCUCGUUCAUUUAGCUUCAUUGA